GCGAGUCCGAAGGAAGUCAAGAGAAACAGAAAGUGGCGUCUAUAGGAACAGAGGGAAACGGAGAUAGCAAGAAAACAUGUUCAAACUGUUUGAUUAUUUCGGGAUAGUGGAGUUAGUGUUUGUGAUGUGAUGUUGGUUGAAGAUUAGUGUUGACCAUGCAAAUUGAAAUGAGUGGAGACGAAAUACACCGAAUGCCUUUGGGCAUUUUCAACGAGAACGUCGAUUCCCAAGAUUUACGCAUGGAGUGGGAAGAGUGGCAUCGUGCUUUUGAGCUGUAUCUGGAGAUGCGGAAAAUAGAGUCUCAGCAUGAGAAAUAUGUGACAAUGCUAUCACUUGGAGGAAGAGGACUGCAGCGUAUUUUCCACAACUUACGAAAAGUUCCGGAAGAAGUUAUUCCUGUACCGGAGAGGUUUCCACUGAUGCCUCCGGAAAUUCCAGAAUACGAUAACGCAGUGAAACGCUUGGAGAAAUUUUUUAUCGGCAAGCGAAACGAACGUGUAGAGCUCGAAGUUUUCCGCUCUCUCACCCAAGGGAGUGAAGAAACGUUUAACAACUUCAUACUCAGACUGCGCUCGCAGGCAUCAAGAUGUGAGUUCCUUGAUCGUGAGGAGACUGAGCUUCUUCAACAGAUUACGAUGGGGGCUAAAGACGAGAAAGUAAAGGACAAAGGAUUGGAGAAUGUUAUGACUUUGGAUGAAGUCAUCAACUACGCUGUGAACCGUGAAAUUCUUAUGAAGCAAAGGGAAAAGCUCAAACCUUUCCGUGGUGAACAGGAGGUAAACAGCGUUAGCCGAGGACAACGUCGAAACAGGCAUGCAAGUCCGAUACGAAAUUUUGAAACGCCUUAUCGAUUUGGCCAACGGACUGAUACCAGACGUCGUGUAUUAAGUGGCAACCGAUCCAGAAUUCAAUGCGAUCGCUGUGGAUCUUCUAGGCAUAUCAAGGAUUCUCGUGAGUGUUUUGCUCGUAGUGCAAUUUGUAACCGUUGUGGACAAAGAGGGCAUUACGCCCGGAAAUGCACCAUUAAUACUGCACAGCAGCAGCGAUCGCGUUUUCCCAGGCGCACAGUUGAACGUUAUUCGGAUGAAUUAAACUCAUUGGCUCGCUCGGAAACAACGUGGAAGGAAGAAGUACCACAUCGUCCGACAGCCGAUGACGUGGCCGAGGUGAACAUGCAAGCCCAUGUUUCCAGUGAUGGAUUGAUACUAUGCCCGAUUGACAAUGUCCCAGUGGAAUUUCUCAUUGACUCGGGAGCCUCGAUAAACACGGUUACCGAGGAUGCUUGGAAUAAACUGUUGCAAGAAAAAGCGAGUAUUUUCAAAAAGAAAUACCAAUGUGAUCGACGCUUACAUGCUUAUGCUAGCAAUGCACCACUUGAUGUGUCGGCUGUGUUCGAGGCCUGGAUAUAUGUGAAUUCGUCGAAACCCAAAACAUAUGCGGGAUUCUUUGCUGUCAAGGAGGCUUCCAAAUGCCUUUUAAGUAAAAGGACGUCUGAAGAACUCCGAGUUCUUAAAGUUGGGCUCGAUGUGCUUCAUGUCAACACGGUUUUCAAACCAUUCCCGAAGUUUCCAGGCAUCAUGGUGAAACUUUCCAUUGACCGAAACGUCCCACCGAAGAAAGUGGCAUACCUCAGAAUUCCUGCAGCUAUGGAGGAAAGAGUUAACGAUAAAAUCCAACAAAUGUUGCUCACCGACGUCAUUUAA
This is a messenger RNA of Wyeomyia smithii (pitcher-plant mosquito), 1703 nucleotides long. RefSeq lists its product as uncharacterized. The transcript has 3 exons. NCBI's taxonomy places the organism in Eukaryota, Metazoa, Arthropoda, Insecta, Diptera, Culicidae. The coding region runs from base 156 to 1703 and encodes 515 amino acids. Gene Ontology annotation, molecular function: zinc ion binding; aspartic-type endopeptidase activity; nucleic acid binding. The record is from RefSeq and is a predicted model, not a curated record. Gene Ontology annotation, biological process: proteolysis.